CUUAUUGCAUCUGCAAAACAUCAAUUUCGUCAUUGAGGAUUUCGAUUUCCGGGUUUUGACAGAUGCAAGAGGAUGCUGAGGAUGGCUAAUGUGGAUGGCAACACAGCUUUACAUGAGGCAGUUAGGAACAGCUUCUAUGAGGUUGCCAAAUUGUUGGUUCAAGAAGAUCCUGAGUUUCAUUAUCGCCCCAAUUAUGCUAUGGAGACUCCUCUGUAUCUAGCAGUAGAGAAGGGAUAUCAUGAUAUCGCUGAUCUGAUUUUGGUGACUUGCAAGUCUUCAUCUUAUCUCGGCCCCGGUAACAGAACUGCCCUGCACGCUGCAGCUAUACGGAAUUCGCCAGAAGUGGAACUGAUUAUACAGAAGCUGCCAAAUCUUACAAAGAAAGUCGACAAAUUUGGAUGGAAUGCACUUCAUUAUGCUGCUAAAUUUAAUCAUCAAGGAGUAGUAAGACAAUUAUUGUCUAAAUACAAGUUCAUGGUCUAUGUUACUGCCAAUAAUGACGACUCAAAGACUGCUUUACAUAUUGCGGUGACUCAAGGACAUGUAGCCGUCAUACAAGAGCUUUUAUUGCAUUGCCCAGAUUGUUGGGAAAGGAUCACAUAUAAACGCCAGAACAUCCUUCAUCUUGCUGUAAUAUAUGAACAAAGAGAAGUGCUGGAAUUUUUCUUACAUGCUUUCGACAAUUCCAAUUCUACUGUUCUUGACAACAUACUUCAUAUUUAUGAGCUUACUGGAAGACAGAAGAAUUUAGGAGCAUCAAAAACCGAAGAACCAGAAAAACUGGAAAGUUUGGCUGGGACUUAUUUGAUUGUGGCUACACUGAUUGCAACAGUCACUUUCACGGCAGGUUUUACCAUCCCAGGUGGAUACAAUGAUAGUGACAGUCCAAACAAAGGCCUGGCGGUUCUAGGAAACAAAGCAAUUUUUAUAACAUUUGUUAUUUCAGAUUCCUUAGCAAUAAUGAUCUCCGUUCAUGCAGUCCUCCAUCUAAUUUUACUCUUGCAAAGCAACAACCACAAGUUCAAGUUAGCUAUGCUCCACGGAGGUAGGUCUUCAAUUUUCAUGGCCAUGAUCCUGAUGAUGAUAGCAUUUCUGACGGGCUUGUCUUCUGUGUUACCAAUGUUGCAUAUUUAG
Molecule: messenger RNA, 1134 nt
Organism: Coffea eugenioides
Lineage: Eukaryota; Viridiplantae; Streptophyta; Magnoliopsida; Gentianales; Rubiaceae
Product: ankyrin repeat-containing protein At5g02620-like
Exons: 4
Coding region: 73-1134 (353 amino acids)
Cellular component (GO): plasma membrane
Molecular function (GO): protein phosphatase regulator activity; protein phosphatase 1 binding
Source: RefSeq, a predicted model, not a curated record